Colletotrichum navitas is the source of this 1890-nucleotide messenger RNA. RefSeq names its product apurinic endonuclease. Gene Ontology annotation, biological process: base-excision repair. Bases 319 to 1716 code for a protein of 465 amino acids. NCBI's taxonomy places the organism in Eukaryota, Fungi, Ascomycota, Sordariomycetes, Glomerellales, Glomerellaceae. The transcript has 3 exons. Gene Ontology annotation, molecular function: zinc ion binding; DNA binding; DNA-(apurinic or apyrimidinic site) endonuclease activity. The record is from RefSeq and is a predicted model, not a curated record. Gene Ontology annotation, cellular component: nucleus; mitochondrion.
CCCGCUAGUAAUGCAGAUCAAAUUGGGUCUGAUCGCUGAGAGCUCGCAAGGCCAGAGCAGAGGUAGGAGUUCAGCACGCACGGACACUGAAACUGCAACCCCUAGGCCAGUCAUAGAUCUUGUUCUUAAUCGAGGUCACCUGAUCUCGCGCAAGGCAAGACGCGAAUCUUGACGCGUCUAUCCCAACGACUAGUUUUGCUUUUCUUUGUCCCUUGCUCUCGUUGCCCAUGUCGCACGUCAAUUCACACUUUCUUGCAGGCUUGCGAUAUUGAGACGCAUUCUUUUCCUGCAAUCUGUCCGGCCUGCGACGAUUCAAAAAUGCCUCCCCGCACCUCUGCCCGCAGAAAGGCACAAGCUGUAGCCGAGACCAAGGUCGAAGAGACGGCGACGAUAACCACCAAGACGAACGGGACCAAGGGCAUGACCGUGGCGACAACAAAAUCCCAGACCUCGGCAUCCAAUAAACCUGCCCCGAAGCGUAAGGCGGCGUCAAACGACGAGCACGAGAGCUGCGGGAGCUGCGCCGAGAAGGAAGAAGAAGAAGAGAAACCCGUCAAAAAGCGGAAGACUGCGCCCAAGGGCAAGGCGAAGAAGGAGGACGAUAUGCCGGUGGCGGACCGGACGGCGGUGUCUUCGCUCAAGAAGGCGAUGUACAUUGGUGCGCAUGUGAGCGGUGCUGGCGGUGUACAAAACUCUAUCCAGAAUGCCCUUAACAUCGGCGCCAACGCCUUUGCCCUGUUUUUGAAGUCACAGCGGAAGUGGGUGAGCCCUCCGUUGGCAGCGGAUGCGAAGGAGCAGUUCGUCUCCCUGGCAAAGGACAAUGGCUACGACGCCGCCGCCCACAUCCUCCCCCACGGCUCAUAUCUCGUCAACCUCGCGCAGGCGGACGCCGACAAAGCGAAGCAGGCGUACACGAGUUUCAUUGAUGACCUCAAGCGGUGUGAGCAGCUGGGCAUUAAGCUGUACAACUUCCACCCUGGUAACACGGGAGGCGCGUCGCGCGAGGAGGCGUGCGGGCGCAUUGCGGCGCAGCUGAAUAACGCACACAAGGCCACCAAGAAGGUCAUUACAGUGCUGGAGAACAUGGCGGGCGCGGGUAAUGUCAUUGGCACAAAGUUUGAGGACCUGAAGCAGAUUAUCGACAAGGUCGAGGACAAGGAACGGGUUGGUGUGUGCAUCGACACCUGCCACGCCUUUGCGGCGGGUUACGACCUGAGGACGCCGGAGAAGUUCCACGAGACGAUGAAGGAGUUCGAUGAGGUCGUCGGCAACAAGUAUCUCAUGGCAUUCCAUCUCAACGACAGCAAGGCCCCCUUUGCAUCCCACCGCGACCUGCACGCCAAUAUCGGCACAGGUUUCCUCGGCCUGCGCGCCUUCCACACGCUCGUCAACCACGAGCCCUUCCAGAACCUUCCUAUGGUCCUCGAGACGCCCAUCGACCGCAAGGACGCCAACGGCAAGACGGUCGAGGACAAGAAGGUGUGGGCGGACGAAAUCAAACUGCUGGAGCGGCUGAUCGGCAUGGAUGCCGAAGGCAAAGAGUUCAGGGACCUCGAGGAGAAGCUGCGAGGCAAGGGCGACGGCGAGAGAAGCAAGAUUCAGGACCAGGUCGACCGCAAGGCGGAGAAGGAUGCGAAGAAGGGAGCCAAGGGGGCAAAGAAGGGGACGGCGGGGAAGGGGAAGAAGAAGGUCGAGACUGAUGAUGAGAGUGAGUGAAGUUGUGCAUGAUGGGGUGUAAUUGCUUGUAAACUUGUAUUGUAUAGGUCCGGGUGACGCGUGUAUAUGUACACAGAGUGCUCACGGCAGAGGAUCGGGAACACAAUCCAGUCUUCACGGGCAGUCUAAUGACUGACGAGACACACCAAGCUGGUUUUCGAUAUUUGAGGAUAU